Molecule: messenger RNA, 1203 nt
Organism: Ailuropoda melanoleuca (giant panda)
Lineage: Eukaryota; Metazoa; Chordata; Mammalia; Carnivora; Ursidae
Exons: 3
Coding region: 190-1203 (337 amino acids)
Biological process (GO): G protein-coupled receptor signaling pathway
Cellular component (GO): plasma membrane
Molecular function (GO): G protein-coupled receptor activity
Source: RefSeq, a predicted model, not a curated record
CGCAGACCCGCAGCACCUCUGGUGCCCUGUAAACAUGUCGCGGAAGCUAGUGGAAGACGUCACGGGGGACAACGGUGCUGAGAACACACGGAGGCUACAGUGAGGGUGAGGUGACACGGGAGGAAAUUUGGGGACACAGAGCAGAUACCGAGAUAGUCCCCCGAGGCGGUGCUCGGACUCUGAUUGGCCAUGGCCCUGCCACAGGAAGACACACGGGACCUGAAGCCCCUUGAUAAGCGAGACUGCUGCCGCCCUCCCCAGAAGCUGGGGGAGGCCCUGCCCACCCUUGCCCACAGGCUCCUGCACCCGCGUCCAGGUAAGAGUUGGUCGUCCACACUUUGUCCUUGUCACUGCAUGUCCCCCGGGAGGUCGGGCCCCGGACGGCGUUCCUCCUGCGUCUGCGGCUUCUUCUCCCCCCACCCUGCCAUCAUCAUCACUUUGUCCUCAAACCAGCCGUGUCUCCCGGCAUCUGGGCUUGGGUCCCACACCUCUGUGGGGUGGGAAGCAUCGAGGCCUCAGUCGUGCACCUUCUGGAUGGGUUUUCACCAAUCUGUGUCUUACCCCGUCCGCCUACGCCACCCCAACAUUCCUGCCCCAUCGUUGGAUGGAGUGACGGUGCUGUUGCUGUGUCAGGACUACGCAGCGCAGGGAGACCUUAAACCGGCCUCGCCAGACAGCCACGGAGGCCGGCAGCUGCUCGGCUCCCUAGAGAGGAGACCUCGGACCCGGGUGAGCACGUCACCGUGGACAUGGCCUGGAUGCCCUGACCCUCCUGCAGCCACCGGACCUGGUGACCGGCCAGUGGGAGCAGGUUCCCUUGGAGACAGCGCCCCGGGAUGUUUUGGGGUGCCCAGAGCCCACCGGUCAGAGGAGCGCGGCAGGACCCUCCUGAGCUCGGUCCUCCCCAGCAUGGACCUGUACUGCAAGGUCGACAACGAUUCCAGCAAUGAUGCCAUAGGCACGUCUCUGAGAGUGGAGACUACUAGCCACGUGCUCUUCCCGUCCAUCACGGUGGUCGUGGCCCUUUGUGGGCUGGUGGGAAAUGGAGUCGUAAUCUGGCUUGUCCGUUUGUCCAUCAAGAAAAUCUCCUUCUGCAUAUACGUCAGUCUCGUGGUGGCGGAGUUCAUGCACCUGGGUUUGCAGAUCGUGUUCUGUGUGCGACAGGUCCUCAGGUCUUCCCUCCACACCUGUCAGCCAUCGUGA